Messenger RNA from Aspergillus terreus NIH2624, 1773 nucleotides. Its product is annotated as alpha-1,2-mannosyltransferase ALG11. Gene Ontology annotation, cellular component: endoplasmic reticulum membrane. Gene Ontology annotation, biological process: protein N-linked glycosylation. Bases 1 to 1773 code for a protein of 590 amino acids. Gene Ontology annotation, molecular function: GDP-Man:Man(3)GlcNAc(2)-PP-Dol alpha-1,2-mannosyltransferase activity. NCBI's taxonomy places the organism in Eukaryota, Fungi, Ascomycota, Eurotiomycetes, Eurotiales, Aspergillaceae. The record is from RefSeq and is a predicted model, not a curated record. The transcript is spliced from 4 exons.
AUGAUGUUAUUUCUCUUGAAGGCCCUCAUCUCCGUACUCGCCCUCCUCGCCGCCUGUGUGGUGCUCCCGCAGCUUCCCUUGGCCGUGCUGCGCAUUGUCCUCCGCGGCGUCGGAUGGAUCAUCCAGCGGAGGACGCGCUCACGGAGAGAGUACAUCCUCUCGCGGGUACGGGCUGACGAGGAGGAGUUCCAGUCCAAACGAUCCAAACCGUCCCCAGGGGAAGAUGAGGAUUGGGAGAAAGUCGACACCUCCAGCUCCAGCUCCGGGCCAGCUGGCAAUAACAGCUCCUCGGGAAAUGAUGACUGGGAGGGCAUUAUCGGAUUCUUCCACCCCUUCUGCAACGCUGGCGGAGGCGGAGAACGUGUCCUCUGGGAAGCCGUCCGCGCAACACAGAAGCGGUGGCCCAAGGCCAUCUGCGCCAUCUAUACUGGCGACCAUGAGGUCAGCAAAGCCGCCAUGCUGGAGAGAGUGCAGACCCGUUUCAACAUCCAUCUCCACGCACCAACCGUCGUUUUGAUCUACCUCUCCACCCGGAAAUACGUCCUGAGCAGCAUGUACCCCUACAUGACGCUGCUAGGCCAAUCGUUGGGCUCGCUGGUCGUCGCCUACGAUGCCUUCACCCUGCUCGUGCCGGACAUCUUCAUCGAUACCAUGGGGUACGCCUUCGCCCUCGGCUUCUGCAAGUUGUUAUUCCCCGCCGUGCCUACCGGCGCCUACGUCCACUACCCCACCAUCUCCACGGACAUGCUGCAGUCGCUCGACGACAGCACUGGUAUCCAGGGCGUCAACGCCGGCGCCGGGAAGGGGCUGCGGGGGCAGAUCAAACGACGCUACUGGCUGCUCUUUGCGCGCCUCUACGGCUGGGUGGGCGGCCACGUCGACGUGGUCAUGUGCAACUCGUCGUGGACGGCCGCGCACAUCCGCACCAUCUGGGGGCCGGCUCGCCGCGCGCAGCCCAACCGCGACCCAACAGUCGUGUUCCCGCCCACCGCAGUCUCGGAACUCGAAUCGUCCAUCCGCGUCGACGCUGACUCCGAGAAAACCACCCGCCAACCCAUCAUCCUGUACAUCGCGCAGUUCCGCCCGGAAAAGAACCACCCGCUACUCCUGCGCGCCUUUGCGCGUUUCCUCCAUGAGCGCCGCCGCCCCGAUCCUUCCUCCCACGCCUCCGACCCGCAGCUCGUCCUGAUCGGCUCCGUCCGCCACGCCAGCCCCGACGAAACCCACAUCUACAACCUGCGCCUGCUGGCGCACGAGCUCCGCAUCCGCGACCACACCACCUUCCUCUGCGACGCCAGCUGGCCCGCCAUUCUCGACCAUCUGGCCCGUGCCUCCAUCGGCGUCAACGCCAUGUGGAACGAGCACUUUGGCAUCUGCGUGGUCGAGUACCAGGCCGCUGGGCUGAUCAGCGUGGUGCACGACUCGGGCGGUCCGCGCGAGGACAUCGUUGUGGAUCUCGGCGACGGGGCGACGGGGUUCCGCGCCUCCACGGAGGAGGAGUUUGCGGCCGCGUUCGAGGCCGCGCUGGCGCUCCCUGAGGAAGAGAAGGUGGCGAUGCGGUUGCGGGCCAGGACGUCGGCGCUGCGCUUCACCGAGGAGGAGUUUGCUGUCAAGUGGCUGGGGGAAGUGGGGAAGCUGCAUGGGUCGGAUUUGGACACAACUAUCAGCGCUGCGUUCCGUAUUAGCGAAGGGCUCGAAUGCCCACACUCGGAGAGGGAACUACUUGUAUGCUACGUCCUUGAGGCCAGCCUCGGAUAUUGCAAUGCAAUAUGA